AUGGAGGGAACGGAGAUCAGUCGAGACGCUCAGGCCUUUUUCGACGACCUGCCUCCUGAUGGCUUCUUGCCGGAGGAGGAGGCUUUGAGAGAGGCCAUCCUGAAUUUUUUGGAUAGCUCGGGCCCAGACGCCCCCCCGACACUUAAAGAGGCCCAGCAGGUCUCGGAGGUCAGAGAUGCACGUGAUGCAUGUCUAUCCGGAUCGUCUGGUGUCACCUUGAAGAUGUGGAUUGAUCGGCGAAUCGGCGGUGAGAUUGCAGCAUGGCGCAAGAACGGAAGGGGUGAUGUGUUAAUCGGUCUGCGGGAAGUCUGGGGUGAGGAGGCUGCCGCUGCCAACCGUGAAGAGGUCCAACAAGCGAAGGGCGAGUCCGACAAGGCAAAGCGGCGGAAGAUGGACGAUGCUCCAGGCCCAGGCCGAGAUCGAAGAGGUGUCGCAAAGGGUCGGGGGAGAUGA
Symbiodinium necroappetens is the source of this 453-nucleotide messenger RNA. The record is from the annotation of a GenBank genome assembly. Lineage: Eukaryota; Dinophyceae; Suessiales; Symbiodiniaceae.